AUGCAUUACUUCCCCUGUAACUUCUCCAUCAUUGAGAUCUCCAUGGCUUCCUUUGUGGUGCCAAAAAUGCUGGCAAGUGCCUUGUCAGGGAAGAAAAUCAUCUCCUUUGCGGGCUGCUUCAGCCAUCUCUACUUUCACUUCUCCCUGGCUGCAACAGAGCUCAUUCUCUUUGCCAUCAUGUCCUGUGACCAAUACAUGCCAAUAAGCAAACCCUUGAGGUAUCCCACCAUCAUGAUGGGAAGGGUGUGUAGCCAACUUGUCCUGGGCACAUGGGUGGGUGGCUUGGUCAUGGUCCUGCCGUCAGUGGUCCUCAAAGCCAGGCUGCUCUACUGUGGUCCCAAUGUCAUUGACCACUACUUCUGCGACAACGCACCUCUCCUGCACCUCGCUUGCACCGACACCUGGCUUGUUGAGCUGAACAGUUUUGUGGUGUCCUUUGUCCUGCUCCUGGGCUCCUUGGCACUGAGUGCAAGGUCGUAUUCUUGGAUCAUUUCAACCAUGGUCCGGAUCCCAUCAGCCCAGGGCAGACAGAAAGCAUUUGCCACUUGUGCUUCUCAUUUCACUGUGGUUUCCGUGGGUUUUGGCAUCUGCAUCUUUAUCUACACCAGGCUGUACCAGAGGGACGCCAGGCACCUCAACGGAAUACUCUCUGUCCUUUCCAGCAUUGUCACACCUCUUUUAAAUCCUUUCAUACUCAGCCUAAGGAACGAGCAGGUGAAAGAGGCCUUGAAAAAUGCUUCUUGCAGACUCCUGGGGAUGAUUAAGUGGGUGAGAAAACAUUAA
Molecule: messenger RNA, 783 nt
Organism: Gavia stellata (red-throated loon)
Lineage: Eukaryota; Metazoa; Chordata; Aves; Gaviiformes; Gaviidae
Product: olfactory receptor 6T1-like
Biological process (GO): G protein-coupled receptor signaling pathway
Cellular component (GO): membrane
Molecular function (GO): olfactory receptor activity
Source: RefSeq, a predicted model, not a curated record